Suncus etruscus (white-toothed pygmy shrew) is the source of this 823-nucleotide messenger RNA. It is a transcript of the gene FKBP14, whose product is annotated as FKBP prolyl isomerase 14. NCBI's taxonomy places the organism in Eukaryota, Metazoa, Chordata, Mammalia, Eulipotyphla, Soricidae. Gene Ontology annotation, molecular function: peptidyl-prolyl cis-trans isomerase activity; calcium ion binding. The record is from RefSeq and is a predicted model, not a curated record. The transcript has 4 exons. Bases 144 to 779 code for a protein of 211 amino acids.
UAGCAAGGAUGCCACGUCUGCUAGCAGUUCCUCGCCUUGGGCUUGUCCCGGGCCGCUAUCCUUAAACUUUCCUCUGCAUUCCUAACCCUGUGAAGUGGGGGGCCCCUCUCCUGGUUCUCUGUUUCUUUUCUGCUCCCGAAACCAUGAGGCUUUUCUUGCAGAACGCGCUCCUGACCCUGCUAGUCUCUGCCCUGCGCGGGGCUCUGAUCCCAGAGCCAGAAGUGAAGAUCGAAGUUCUCCAGAAGCCCUUCCUCUGCCAUCGCAGGACCAAGGGGGGAGACCUGAUGUUGGUGCACUACGAAGGCUACUUGGAGAAGGACGGGUCCCUCUUUCACUCCACUCACAAACACAACAAUGGGCAGCCCAUCUGGUUUACACUGGGCAUCCUGGAGGUCCUGAAAGGAUGGGACAAGGGCUUGAAGGGAAUGUGUGUAGGAGAGAAAAGGAAGCUCACCAUCCCUCCCUCCCUAGGCUAUGGAAAAGAAGGAAAAGGUAAAAUUCCCCCAGAGAGUACAUUGAUAUUCAACAUUGAUCUCCUGGAGAUUCGAAAUGGACCCAGGUCCCAUGAAUCAUUCCAAGAAAUGGAUCUUAAUGAUGACUGGAGACUCUCCAAAGAAGAGGUUAAAAUAUACUUAAAGAAGGAGUUUGAGAAGCAUGGUGCAGUGGUCAAUGAAAGUCAUCAUGAUGUUUUGGUUGAGGAUAUUUUUGAUAAAGAAGAUGAAGACAAAGACGGAUACAUAUCUGCUAGAGAGUUUACAUACGUGCAUGAUGAGUUAUAAAGAUGCAUCUGCCCAUGUGACGUAGAACCCAUCCUUAAAGACAA